Messenger RNA from Seriola dumerili (greater amberjack), 3580 nucleotides. Its product is annotated as protein tweety homolog 3-like. The record is from RefSeq and is a predicted model, not a curated record. Gene Ontology annotation, cellular component: plasma membrane. Lineage: Eukaryota; Metazoa; Chordata; Actinopteri; Carangiformes; Carangidae. Gene Ontology annotation, molecular function: intracellularly calcium-gated chloride channel activity; volume-sensitive chloride channel activity. The transcript is spliced from 15 exons. The coding region runs from base 528 to 2192 and encodes 554 amino acids.
AACAAUAUCAUCCAAUUGAAGAGCCGCAGCGCUAAAUGCACUGAACCGACGGUCAUCGUGGGAACAGCGCGGACGAGCACAAACCGUCAUGGUUUAAGAGAAAGACAACGACGGCAUCGUCAAGUGUAAAAAAAAAAAAGAUACUGGGUUGCGGGUCAACGAGUUUAACCCUUAAUCUUCCGUAGCGUUGUUGCUGACUGGUAAGGUAGUCCAAACGGGAAGGCGUCUCGGUGAAAUGUGAGCGGACUGGGUCCGUGACCGUUAUUCCAUUAUUUUCAAUGUGGUUGGGACCGCAGCCGACUCGCUCGUUGCAGCUAGCUCGGUACGGCCGCGUUGAUGCAGCAGCGCACGGCUGUGGGGUUCAAAUCCACCACCGGAUCUGGGAAGACAAUAGGUGAAAUAUACGCCGGCCUGGACUCCCAAGACUACACUAAACGAGAGUCUGCAUCCGCUUGGGCUUCACUAGUGUCUGUGUGAGGAAUCGGGGUUAUUGAGUGAAGUGACAGCCGGCAGGUCAUUGCAUCAGGAUGGCGGCUGUAGUGAACUACUCCCCACCUUGGUGGGUGAAUCUACUGCACCGAUUGCCUCAUUUCAAUAUCGAAUUCCAGCUGGUGAGCAGUGACUUCAGACCUGAGGACUCUGAGUACCAGAAGUCUAUUUUGCUGCUUGGUGCUGUGGCGUUGUUAUGUUUGGGCCUGGACCUCCUCUUUCUCCUCUUCUACUCGUUCUGGCUUUGCUGCCGGCGACGCAAGAGUGAUGACUCCUCACACUCCCAUACACACUCUCAGCAGCCUAGCGCCGACUGCUGCUGCACGGCCUGGUGCGUCAUCAUCGCCACACUCGUCUGCAGCGCUGGCAUCGCUGUAGGAUUCUACGGAAAUGGAGAGUCGAGUGAUGGAGCCAGUCGUUUGGCGUACUCCCUCCGUCAUGCCAACCGCACCGUAUCUGGGGUGGAGAAACUGGUGUCUGACAGCGCCCUAGCCUUAAACCAGACAGUGGAGGAGAGCUUGGUCCAGUUGGAGACAGCCUUCCAGGAGCAGACAGACUACGUGUCCAUCGUCCAAAAGCUGCAGGGCCAGCUGGACGAGCUGGUGAGGCUGAUGGUGGAUGUCCCCUUCUGGUCCAAUACUGAUAUUUCCUUGGAGGAUCUGGCCCGCAAGACGGAGGCCUUUGACUUUUACAGGUGGUUGGGGUACCUGGGCCUGCUGCUGUUUGAUGUACUCAUCUGUCUUCUGGUGCUCUUCGGCCUGAUACGCAACUCUAGAGGCACUCUGAUUGGAGUGUGUCUGCUGGGGGUUCUGACUCUGAUAAUCAGCUGGGGGUCUCUCGGCCUGGAGCUGGCUGUUGCUGCUUCAGCCAGCGACUUCUGCGUUUCCCCGGAUACCUACAUCACCAGGGUAACCAAGGAAAACGCUGUCAUCAACCAAGAUAUCCUGCAGUAUUACCUGAGGUGCAGCUCUGGCCAAAUUAAUCCCUUCCAGCAGAGGCUGUCAGGGAGUCACAAAGCAUUGGUGGAGAUGCAGGAUGAUGUGGCAGAGCUACUGAGAUCAGCAACACGUGAUUAUGCCAACACCAAGGGGAGUCUUGAGCAAAUCCAGUCUGUGCUGAAUUCCACGGAGGUUGGUCUUCACCAGCUGACUGCUCUGGUCGACUGUCGCAGCCUACACAUGGACUAUGUUCAGGCAUUAACAGGCCUGUGUUAUGACGGAGUCGAGGGUCUCAUCUACCUGGUUCUCUUCUCCUUUGUCACUGCUCUGAUGUUCUCUUCCAUUGUGUGCAGUGUGCCACAUACCUGGCCUGGCAAGAGGACGGAUGAGGAAGACGGAGAGGACGAGUCGGGCGCCUCACGGGGCGGUGUGCACGAUAACCUGUACCGCGUUCACAUGCCCAGUCUCUACAGUUGUGGCUCCAGCUACGGUAGCGAAGCUAGCCUGCCCGCUACAGCCCACACUGUCAGCAAUGCCCCCGUCACUGAAUACAUGAGCCAGAACGCAAACUUUCAGAACCCUCGGUGUGAGAACACCCCCCUGAUUGGCAGGGAGUCCCCUCCACCCUCUUACACCUCCAGUAUGAGAGCAAAGUACCUGGCCACCAACCGACCAGACCAGAACCGACGCUCCGUUCCCAACGACCAACUGGACCCGGCUAGCCGGCCUCACCCCGCUGCCCGACCACAAUCCUCAGUCCACUAAGAUACCAGAGCCGCAUCAGUCCACCCCUGUACUGCCUGAAUCCAGUUCUCACAGCCAACAGCACCACCCGACACAGCGCUCACCAGAGCUCAAGCAGAGCCGAGCGCUUUAAGCACCAACAGGACCCCAGUUUGUCAAGGUCCACUGAAAUUCACUAUCACCGGUUCACCAGAAACAACACAGCAGGCCAGAACUCAUCAACCAAGCACCUCAGUAAAGGACUGCACUUUGAAGGUCAACCUCUACUCCUCACCCACAAUUAUCCAAAAGACAGUCAAAGCCCAUCCUAAAAGAUCACUACUUCUACUACCACAUCCCGAGCUGCUCAUUUCACCACUGCUGUGAUGGACCAGCCCACAUACCCACAAUGCACAGCAACUAAAGCCUUGGCUCCGGCUCCGCAGGUUCUUCUUCUUCUACUACUCCAAAUAUCUCCUCCUCCUCCACUGGGAUCUGUACACUGCCCUCCAGUGGAGGCAGCCACGCCACUCUCACCACUCAACCCCCCCUGACACGUCUACGUUCAGAUCGCACACUCGCACAGAGACAAGCACAGACAUGCACAAACACACACACACACACACACACAAACACACACACACACACACUGUACAGAGCUGUAAAUAGUGAACAUGUGCUUUAUUCUGAUUUCAUGAAAAGUCGACUGUUGAAUCAUUACUGGUAAUGUGGUGUGAUGUGUGUUUAUCAUGGAAAUUUUUGCUGUAUCUCUCAUACAAACACAUACACACACAGACACACACACACACACACACUCACAUAAACAAACAGGCAGAUAGUCUAACUGAACUCUCAUCUGUAUAAAUGAUAAGCCAGUGAAUCGGAAAGCCAUGUUUAGAUAGAAACUCUAGCAGCACAUCCACAUUCUCUCUUUAGCUUAACAUUGUCGUCUAACUAAGACUUGAAUCGUGAACUCAAAAAGUGGUGUCCACGUCUCUCUCCGUACUUGUUUACGUGCACAUACAGUAUGCGCGUCAGUUAAUGCAUCUUUGAGUAUGAGCCAGGAAUCCGGUUGUGGAAUAACUGCUUUGAAGCCUUUGGGGAAUGGAGCGAGAGACAAGGGACAUAAGAAGGCUCAACCUGUGCCAAAAAACUAUACUGUAACAAUGAGGGAUGCCUGAUUCUGUCUUCUUCUACUCCUGCCUCCAGAUGUCUCAAAAAGGGGGAAAACACCUUAUCUGGAAUGUUUUCCCUGCGGCUGUAAAUAAAAAGGGAACAGGAAAGACAAUGAAAAGACAGAUAAUUGUGACUACACAUUUGCCAGGUGCUACAUAAGCCAGUGAAGGUCCCAGAAGACGAUCAGCGCUGAGGAGGGACGGAACAUGUUUUGUUACUAUGAUGUUUUGUUUUCAUUCAGGGAUGUGAUCAGG